Colletotrichum karsti is the source of this 870-nucleotide messenger RNA. RefSeq names its product s1 p1 nuclease. The transcript is spliced from 2 exons. Gene Ontology annotation, molecular function: nucleic acid binding; endonuclease activity. Gene Ontology annotation, biological process: DNA catabolic process. NCBI's taxonomy places the organism in Eukaryota, Fungi, Ascomycota, Sordariomycetes, Glomerellales, Glomerellaceae. The coding region runs from base 1 to 870 and encodes 289 amino acids. The record is from RefSeq and is a predicted model, not a curated record.
AUGGCCCGCCUCCUCCCGCUCACCGUCUUGGCGACCUCGCUCCUCCCCACGGCCUCGGCCUGGGGAUCCAUGGGCCACGCGACGGUCGCCUACAUCGCGACCAACUUCGUCGCCCCCGAGACGAAGACGUACAUGCAGCAGCUCCUCGGCGACACCUCCGACGACUACCUCGCCACCGUCUCCAGCUGGGCCGACUCCUACCGCUACACCACCGAGGGCGCCUUCACCUCGACCUUCCACUACAUCGACGCCCUCGACGACCCCCCGCACAGCUGCGGCAUCGACCUCGAGCGCGACUGCGGCCCCACCGGCUGCAUCGUCUCCGCCCUCGCCAACUACACCUCCCGCAUGCUCCUCCCCGAGCUCGACCUUGCGCAGCGCCAGAUCGCCGCCAAGAUGGUCAUCCACUUCACCGGCGACAUCGGCCAGCCCCUGCACUGCGAGAACCUCGAGGCCGGCGGCAACGGCAUCCCCGUCGAGUUCAACGGCACCGGCACCAACCUCCACGCCGCCUGGGACACCAACAUCCCGCAGUCCAUCACCGGCUCCGGCAGCCCCCUGCCCGUGGCCAAGGAGUGGGCCUCCGCGCUCAGCACGCAGAUCAACUCCGGUGACUUCAAGUCGGCGGCCAACUGCUGGGUUCAGGGGCUGGAUCUGGAGGACCCCGAGGGCACGGCGGUGCAGUGGGCUACGGAGAGCAAUGCAUUUGUCUGCACUGUUGUACUGCCCGAGGGCCGUGAGGCGGUGGAGGGGUUGGACAUUAGCGGUGCCUACACGACUAGCGCACAGCCGACAGUCAGCAUGCAGAUCGCGAAGCAGGGUUUUAGACUCGCCAAGUGGCUGGACGCCAUCGUUGCUGAGGUUGCCUGA